Macaca mulatta (Rhesus monkey) is the source of this 4696-nucleotide messenger RNA. It is a transcript of the gene KCNS1, whose product is annotated as potassium voltage-gated channel modifier subfamily S member 1. NCBI's taxonomy places the organism in Eukaryota, Metazoa, Chordata, Mammalia, Primates, Cercopithecidae. Gene Ontology annotation, cellular component: membrane; voltage-gated potassium channel complex. The record is from RefSeq and is a predicted model, not a curated record. Gene Ontology annotation, biological process: action potential; protein homooligomerization; potassium ion transmembrane transport. Gene Ontology annotation, molecular function: protein binding; delayed rectifier potassium channel activity.
UAAGAUCCUGGCCCUGUCAAGAGUGUGCCAGGAAUAGCUGAGAUCAAUCACUUACAGCAGCUGAAGUACCCUGGCACAUACUAAACACUCAAUUAAGCAAAUCAUGAUUACUGUUGUUCCUUUGCCAGAGAAGCUUCUGCUGAAAUCCCUCUCUAGGGGGAAUCCUCAUGCCCUAAAUGACCCCUCCUUCCCGGCCCCGUAACUCCGGAGGAUGCCCCUGCAGGUAGGCCCAGUCUCCUGACACCACCACCCCCCAACCGAGUCAGGAAUAGAAACCGCCGCCUCCAGCCGCCAGCGGCCUCACUCCCUCCUCCGGCAGCGAUCGAUGCGGCCUUCAGCCGCGGGGGACUAGGCAAGGAAGAAGGAAGGAGAGGGCAGCGGGGCCGCCUGCAGUAGGAGGCUCUGCGGGGCCGGCGGGACAGCAGCGAGACCGAGUAUAGCCAGCGGCCCCCAGACUCGGUGACUUUGGGACAGACACAGGAGGCGCCCGGGAGGUGCCACGACAGGUAAUGCUGAUGCUGCUGGUCCGGGGAACACACUAUGAGAGCCUCCGGUCUAAAGUGGUGCUCCCAACACCCCUAGGAGGGAGGGGCACUGAAGCCUUGGUGAGCGAGUGCCCGAGCCCUGACACCGGGAUCCGCUGGCGACAAAGCGACGAAGCGCUGCGCGUGAACGUGGGUGGCGUGCGGCGGCUGCUGAGCGCGCGAGCCCUGGCGCGCUUCCCGGGCACGCGGCUGGGCCGCCUGCAGGCCGCGGCGUCGGAGGAGCAGGCGCGGCGCCUGUGCGACGACUACGACGCGGCGGCGCGCGAAUUCUACUUCGACCGGCACCCGGGCUUCUUCCUGGGCCUGCUGCACUUCUACCGCACCGGCCACUUGCACGUGCUCGACGAGCUGUGCGUCUUCGCCUUUGGCCAGGAGGCCGACUACUGGGGCCUCGGCGAGAACGCGCUGGCCGCGUGCUGCCGCGCGCGCUACCUGGAGAGGCGGCUGACCCAGCCGUGCGCCUGGGACGAGGACAGCGACACGCCGAGCAGCGUGGACCCAUGCCCCGACGAGAUCUCCGACGUGCAGCGAGAGCUGGCGCGCUAUGGCGCGGCGCGCUGUGGCCGCCUGCGCCGCCGCCUCUGGCUGACCAUGGAGAACCCGGGCUACUCGCUGCCGAGCAAGCUCUUCAGCUGCGUCUCCAUCAGCGUGGUGCUCGCCUCCAUCGCCGCCAUGUGCAUCCACAGCCUGCCCGAGUACCAGGCCCGCGAGGCGGCGGCCGCCGUGGCUGCGGUGGCCGCGGGCCGCAGCCCGGAAGGCGUGCGCGACGACCCAGUGCUGCGACGCCUCGAGUACUUCUGCAUCGCCUGGUUCAGCUUUGAGGUGUCGUCGCGCCUCCUGCUGGCGCCCAGUACGCGCAACUUCUUCUGCCACCCGCUCAACCUCAUCGACAUUGUGUCUGUGCUGCCCUUCUAUCUCACGCUGCUGGCUGGUGUGGCACUGGGCGACCAGGGCGGCACGGGCGGCAAGGAGCUCGGCCACCUGGGCAAGGUGGUGCAGGUGUUCCGCCUCAUGCGCAUCUUCCGCGUACUCAAGUUGGCGCGCCACUCCACCGGGCUGCGCUCGCUGGGAGCCACACUCAAGCACAGCUACCGUGAGGUGGGCAUCUUGCUGCUGUACCUGGCCGUGGGUGUGUCAGUGUUCUCUGGUGUGGCCUACACAGCUGAAAAGGAGGAGGACGUGGGCUUUAACACCAUCCCAGCCUGCUGGUGGUGGGGCACAGUGAGCAUGACCACCGUGGGCUAUGGGGAUGUGGUGCCAGUGACGGUGGCUGGCAAGCUGGCAGCCUCAGGCUGCAUCCUAGGGGGCAUCCUGGUGGUAGCGCUCCCCAUCACCAUCAUCUUCAACAAGUUCUCCCACUUCUACCGGCGCCAGAAGGCUCUGGAGGCAGCCGUGCGCAACAGCAACCACCAGGAGUUUGAGGACUUGCUGAGCAGCGUUGAUGGGGUGUCGGAGGCAUCUCUGGAGACAUCCCGAGAAACCUCUCAGGAGGGACGGUCUGCAGAUCUAGAGACCCAGGCCCCCAGUGAGCCUCCACACCCUCAGAUGUAUUAAAACCAGGGAUCCGUGACCCCCUGCCAUGCCCCUACAGUCAGCUGAGACAGCCGAGAUUCCUCCCCUGCUAAAGUUCUUCAUGGUAGUGAGCCUCUCAAGAUCAUUCAUGCUGUCCUGAGAAAUGAGAUUCAAAAGCUGCAUUCCUUCCUCCAUUCCUUCCUCCAAAGGUCCAGGGCAGGACAGUGCUAUCCUAGAUUCUGUGAGAUUCUGCGAGCAACUCAGAAAGCUUUAUAAACCUUCCUCCAAGCCAUUCAUGAAGCAGGCAUGAGCCAGAGGGAGGAAGUUGAAAGGAUGCUAAUGAUUCCUGAGCACCUCCUGUACAUGAGCCAGGUCAUGUUUGGCCCUGUGUUGGAGAAAGAUAAUUAUCGCCAUUUCACAGAUGAGGAAACCGAGGCUAACAGAUGAGCAAUGCCUCUCCCAGAUGUCACAAUUAGAAGUGGCAGAGUCAGGUUUGGAAUCUGGGCUUGUCGGUGGGCCUGGAGCAAUGAUCCGUCAACUCCAUCUUUCUUCUGCCCUCAUGAAGUUUGCAUGUGGGUUUUGGGGAUUCAUGGAUCCCCAGAGUUGAUCCACAAGGUCAGAAAUCCCUUUCAGAGCCAGAGAAAGGUCCAGACAGGAGAUUUGGAUAUAGGAGCUCUGGAUCUCAGCUGUGGUUCCUUUCUAGGAGCAUCCAACAGGAGUCAGCUCUCAAAGAUGAGUCCUGGAGGGAAGGAGGAUGAGUCCUGGGAGGAAGUACAAUAGCAUUGUACUUGCCUCUUUAGCUGGUAUGCAAGAUUUGCUAAGCAAUAAUCUUCCAGUCUUCCUCCCAGGGAUGAUGUGAGAGAAAGAAACUCUGAAGGGGCCCUGGCCUGAGGCCUAGGCGACCUAGCUGCACCAAGACCUGCUGUGAAAAGUGGUCCAAUCCCUGCCCCCAAGUCCAGAUUCCAGCCUCUCCGUCAAACGGUCAGAAUCUAUGACCCAGAGGGCAAUGAAAGCCAAGUAGCGCAGAGGGGUCUCUUAACUUAAAGCCGGCUCAGCUCUGAAAUGUUGUUGGCAGAGGGCUGACAUAUAUGAAUACUGGCUUCCCAGACCCUCCCCCCGCAGCCUGACCUUGGCAGUUCCUUUCUGCCCGUCACACAAACGUCCACAAACGUCCAGCCUACCUUGUCCAGCCCUACCUAGAGUACCCAUCCAGGCCCAUGUGUGAGAGUCUUGUCCCUUCUGGCCAGCUCCAGCCCCGUCAUCCUUGUUGGGGGCAUAUCUCUCAUACCCAUCUGCCGAAUCUUCUCUCCACUUGCUGAGAAACUCAGAGGAGGGGGUCCAGUAGCCCUUUCCACAUACUGUGGCUACAGCACCCAGCACUGUGCUAUUGUUGUCUGACUGUGGCUGUCUCUGUCCCAUCACCCUGAGCCUCAAGAUGGAAGACACUGUCUGGUUGAACUCUGGGCUUGGUGCAGAGCAGGUGUUUGGUAAAUGUUGAAUAGAUAAUUCCUACAGCCCACUGGGUGCCAAGCACAGAGGGGGAAAAAAGAUAGCCAGAGAGAGACCUGGCCCUCAAAAAGGUGUGAACAAGACUGAAAAGGAGGUCCGUUCAGCUCUGCCUGCCCCGUCCCUGCUUGGUUCUUGAAAUUUUUACAGUAUCUUCCUUGUAGGUUCUUUACUUGCUUACUCAACAAAUACUCGUUGGAAGAGUCUUAAACUGGGGCUUCAUGUGUGGCCUGCAGUCAUGUUUUGGCUUAGUCCAACAGUACUUUUAUUAUAUUUUAAGAAUUUGAAUGCCUUUGCGUGAGGCAUGCGCUCUCAGGUUCCCCAUAGUGUCUCCCCCGCUGCCACCCACAGACAGACGCACACGCUGUUGUUAUGCCCAGCCACUCUGAUUUACUGGCUUCUGACUUGUGGACUGCUUACUAGUCUCAAGAGAUACAGUGGUGGAAAAAUAUAUCCCUAUACUCAUGAAGCUUACUGACUAGUAGGGAAGAUAGACUCUAAUGCAAUAAUCACACAAAUAUAUCAUAGUGAGCUCUACUAAGUACGGGUGUGUAUGAUGUAUCAGGGACCAUGGCCUGAGAAAGUGAGAAGGCUUUCCUGAGCAAGUGACAAUCUAACCUGCCAUCCAAAUGAUAAAUUGCUAAUUAAGCAAAUGGGGUUCCAGGGGGGAGUACUCCAAGCAGAGAGAAUGGCACGUGUGUGUCAUACACAGGGUCUAGUACAUAGUUGGCCCCCUACAUAUGAAUGGAUUCUGGGUCUCCAGAUUGGAACAGAGGAUGGAGCUAAGCAGGAAAGGGCUUCUCAUGAAUUCACCACACACAUACCAGCCCUUCUGCACACUCUGCUCCUUACAUCAAGGCCCAGCUGAACCCAGCUUAGGGGCAGAUCAGAAGGGCUGCAUGUACCACCCUUAUGGUCUUGCCGAACACACCAAGAAACCCGAUGGCUUCCAAAUUUUCUGACCCUACGAACAGGUCCCUGAUACUGGUGUGGAGAAAGCUCAAGAGAGAACCAUCUGGCCUGAGCCCACUGUGAGGCUGUUUGUGGUCCUGGCAGAAAAGCAACAACUCGCUCCCCUUCCCAUGUAUCAAUGAAAACCGUUAUGCAAAUAAAGAGCUGGGCCCCAGGACGUG